This is a messenger RNA of Medioppia subpectinata, 771 nucleotides long. The record is from the annotation of a GenBank genome assembly. NCBI's taxonomy places the organism in Eukaryota, Metazoa, Arthropoda, Arachnida, Sarcoptiformes, Oppiidae.
ACGUCCGGCCGCCGGCUUUUGGCGCAACACUUGCAGAACAAGACGAAAGCCAAUCAAAUGAAAGCCAAACCCAUUCGCAGGGAAAUCAAGUGUCACGACGAGUCGUCCGCUUCCGCCGCCAUUCCCACCAUUUCUGCGCUUCCCUUCAACUCGAAGGGCAGUCUAUUGGGCGGCGAUUGGGCCGUCGGCGAGGAAUACGACCCGAUUUGGCCGAACGAUUACGAGAAGGCGCGCGAAGAGCGGCGCGAAAAGCGACACAAAGAACAGCGAAAACCGCAGAAACGAGCGCUUGGUUUGGAUUACGACGACGAAGAGGACGACAAGUGCGACGCCGACGACGACAGCAGACGUCGUUCGGGCGCUGCCAUUGCGCCGCCGCCGUCUCUGGUGGACAGUUGUGUGGCGAAGAAGAUAAUGGCCAAAAUGGGCUACAAAGAGGGCCAGGGGUUGGGCCGCGAGGAGCAGGGGAUGGCGAGUCCGCUCCUCGUCGAGAAGACCAGCAAAAGGGGCGGCAAAAUAGUGGACGCGACGCCUGUGGCGACACCUGUGGAGUCGAUCACGGAGAUCAUGAAAACGCCGUCGAAAGUGGUUCUGUUGCGAAAUAUGGUGGCGAAGGGCGAAGUGGACGAACUGCUGGAAGAGGAGACCAAAGAGGAGUGCGGCAAAUACGGAGACGUGAUGCGCGUCGUCAUCUUCGAGGUGCCCGAAGCCGAGCACGAGUUUCCCUCAGUAGUUCGGCGGACAGUCAGUAGUUCAACGGACAGUCAGUAG